Molecule: messenger RNA, 1167 nt
Organism: Glossina fuscipes
Lineage: Eukaryota; Metazoa; Arthropoda; Insecta; Diptera; Glossinidae
Gene: Clp
Product: cleavage and polyadenylation specificity factor subunit 4
Exons: 2
Coding region: 186-1133 (315 amino acids)
Molecular function (GO): RNA binding; zinc ion binding
Source: RefSeq, a predicted model, not a curated record
AUGUAUUUAAUUCUUUGCACCAUUUUUAACAUAUCUUGACAUCUCUGUUUAUGUGUUACGCGCAACUCUGCAUUUGUUGAUUUUACAGCUGUACGGUAUAAAACAUAAGUAUUUUUCAUGCGUUUAUACGAAAAAUUUUUGUUUACUUCGUUAUAAAUUAAAAUAAAUAAAAAAUCAUCGUUAAAAUGGAUAUGAUUUUGGCGAAUGUAAAUCAUAUUUUCUUUAAAGUAGAAAGGGAUUUGUCAGAGCAAGUAGGAGCCAUCCCGUUGCCGUUUUUUGGCAUGGACAAAUCUGUCGCGGCUGUGUGUCAGUUUCUCAAUUCAAAAAACGGCAUUGAAUGUACUAAUGGGGCCAUGUGUCCUUUCCGCCAUAUACGUGGUGAUCGGACUAUCGUAUGUAAACAUUGGCUGCGCGGUCUUUGCAAAAAAGGAGACCAGUGCGAAUUUCUCCAUGAGUUUGACAUGAAGAAGAUGCCUGAGUGCUAUUUCUACUCUAGAUUCAAUGCCUGCCAUAAUAAGGAAUGUCCUUUCCUACAUAUAGAUCCCGAAAGCAAAAUCAAAGACUGUCCCUGGUACGAUCGAGGCUUUUGUCGUCAUGGUCCACAUUGCCGACACCGUCACGUUAGGCGCGUACUUUGUAUGAAUUAUUUAUCCGGUUUUUGCCCUAGCGGGUGGAAUUGCAAGCAUAUGCACCCGCGCUUUGAAUUGCCACCCAGCUCAGAUCUCAGUAAAGACCAGUUUCAAAAGAAAAUUCCUACAUGUCAUUUUUGCGGAGAAUUUGGGCAUAAAGCUUCAGUUUGCAAAAAGAAUACAGAAAACAAUUUAGAACAGAUUAAGCCAUCGGGACAUGGCAGGCAUUAUCCGCCAAAUUCCUAUGCUAACCAUCAUAAUAGUUCAGUACAUCAAAAUAGCAAGAACAAUAGCAUCAGCAGUGAAGGACAAGAAAGCACCAAUGAUGAUAACUCUGACCCGUCUCCAAAUAACAGUUCAACAAGUAAUGGUCCUCCUUAUAACAAAGCCGUUAAACCUCUGGAGGAAAUAACAUGCUAUAAAUGCGGCCACAAAGGCCACUACGCCAACAAAUGUCCAAAAGGCCAUUUAGCGUUUCUCUCAAACCAACGCAGUCACAAAUGAUACUCCCCCGAUAUAUAAAUCAAUUUCGUUGUUU